AUGGAAGACGAAAGGCAAUCAUUUCUAUCAAAACACCGAGCAAUCUCAGGCUACAUAGGGCACGAAGGACUUGAAUUGAAGAACUUCGAUGCAUGCCUCAAAUGGGUUUUCGUGGAUCAGUCCAAUGUAUGGAGGACUGGUAUUUCAUGGUCCAUCUUUUUCGUUUUAGCCAUUGGCGUGCCGCUUGUCUCACACUUUCUCCUCUCCUGCUCCGACUGCGAUGAAAAUCACAGCAGGCCUUACCAUGUAGUUUCUCAGUUAUCACUUUCUUUAUUCUCAGUGCUUGCGUUCAUCAGCCUCUCCUGCUGGACCCGCAAAUAUGGUUUGAGGAGGUUUCUCUUCCUCGACAAAUUAUAUGACGCAAGUGAGAAGGUUCGCCAUGGAUAUAAACAACAGUUUCAGAAUUCAACGAAGCUCCUCUGCAUGAUCGUGUUCCCCUGUUUUGCGGCAGAGUGUCUCUACAAGAUAUGGUGGUAUGUCUCGGGAGCAACCGAAUUACCGUAUUAUGGGAACAUCUAUUUAAGCGACACGAUUUUGUGUACGUUGGAGCUAUGUUCAUGGCUUUAUCGAACCACAAUUUUCUUCCUGGUGUGCGUUCUGUUCCGGCUUAUUUGCCAUCUUCAAAUACUGAGACUAGAAAAUUUUGCCCAAGUUUUUCAAAAGGAGACCGAGGUUGAGUUAAUCUUGAUGGAGCACCUCAAGAUCAGAAGGAACCUUCGGCUGAUGAGCCAUAGGUUUCGAGUAUUCAUCUUGCUCUCUCUAAUUAUGGUCACAGCAAGUCAGCUCAUUUCUCUGGUCAUGGUAACUAGGUCUAGUGCUCAUGUUAAUAUCUUCAAGGCUGGAGAUCUUGCGUUAUGUUCCAUUAGCCUAGUUAUCAGUCUUUUCAUUUGCCUGCGAAGUGCAACAAAAAUAACACACAAAGCACAGUCGAUAACGGGGCUUGCUGCAAAGUGGCAUGUCUGCGCCACAAUACAGUCUUUUGAUUACACAGAAAGUGAGACUCCAAUGGCUCCGAUUUCCUCAGCUCAAGUGUUUCCUUUUGGUGCUGAUACCGAAUCAGAAGAUGACGAAGCUGGAGAAGAUGACGAUUUGGACAACACCAGGCUGGUGCCAAUUUACACUCAAACAAUCUCAUUCCAGAAAAGACAAGCUCUAGUGAAAUAUCUGGAGAAUAAUAGAGCAGGGAUCACAGUGUUUGGGUUCACGGUGGAUAGAAUGUGGCUUCACUCUAUUUUUGCAAUUCAACUGGCCCUUCUGCUCUGGCUGCUCAACAAGACAAUUGGGUAGUUAACAUUGUAAGCACCGAGUAUAAUACCUAGCAAUGUGGA
Molecule: messenger RNA, 1328 nt
Organism: Prunus mume (Japanese apricot)
Lineage: Eukaryota; Viridiplantae; Streptophyta; Magnoliopsida; Rosales; Rosaceae
Source: RefSeq, a predicted model, not a curated record